Molecule: messenger RNA, 2203 nt
Organism: Toxorhynchites rutilus septentrionalis
Lineage: Eukaryota; Metazoa; Arthropoda; Insecta; Diptera; Culicidae
Gene: abo
Product: DET1 homolog
Exons: 2
Coding region: 85-1800 (571 amino acids)
Biological process (GO): positive regulation of proteasomal ubiquitin-dependent protein catabolic process; protein ubiquitination
Cellular component (GO): nucleus; cullin-RING ubiquitin ligase complex
Molecular function (GO): ubiquitin protein ligase binding; ubiquitin-like ligase-substrate adaptor activity
Source: RefSeq, a predicted model, not a curated record
GAUUACAAACAUGCGGACCCUUCACUUACUUUGACCGAAUUUGGUGCGUGCGAACAUUAAGUCUUAUUUUUUUUCAUUAAAGUUAUGAAUUUUUCUGCCGCUCCAAACAUCGCCCGCGAUGAUCCGGCUAGUUUUGUUUGUGCGGAAAGUAUUAAAUUUCGUAAACUCCGACCACAGAACAUUGUACAUCGUCUACGCAACCGAGAGAUGGGUUUCACCGUUAAACAUCCUCAGCAUUCGGCGCGCGAGUUCUAUCAGAAUGUUUACCCUAAUGUGACGGUUAUGCAUGUUGAGAAACCGGCUUGUUAUUUACGGAAAUUUAGUCCGGACGGCAAAUACUUGAUAGCAUUCUCGUGCGAUCAAACUUCCCUGGAAAUCUAUACAUACCAUGGGUGUUCUGCGGCAGCUGUGUUAUUCGAUCGAUGUGAGGACACAGAACUAAUAGAACGAUGUGGGGAAGAAAGUGAAAAUUAUGAUAUUCGAAGGUACAUCUUUGAGAAAUUGUUUAAGCUCAAACACGUCGUCAGCAUGGACGACAACGAGAAGCAGCUGAAUCGCGAAUGCAGUUUAUUCACUAAUGAUGGCAAAUAUGUCAUUGUUGGAUCGGCUUUGUUCAUACCUGAGGAGAAUCGACCACACUUCUAUGAACUGUAUACGAACAAUGAGGCUAUAAAGCCUACGGCUAGUUGUCCACUUGAAGAUUACACAUUGUACAUUGUGGAUAUCAAGAAUGGCUAUAUUUCGGAUUCGAAGGAUUUCAAAGUGGAUAAAAUUAUGCUAUCGCAUAAUCAAGGAGUUUAUCUGUACAACGAUACGCUAGCGGUGCUCUCGAUUCAGCAUCAGACUAUUCAUAUAUUCUCGAUUGCCGAAGGGACGUUCAUCAUAGAACGAGCAAUCGGAAGAUUUUGCUGCCCUGAUGAGAGCUACUUGUAUAAUCUAGGCACAGCAGGAACAGAAGCAACGGCAAACAUGCGUGCCUUUAGAGAGCCAACAAUCAACAGUUUGAAGCACAAAAUUUUGAUUUUCCUCUUCCGACAUGCACAGGCAAAAGUGGAAAGCGGGGAGGACCGUCAUGCUCUACGCACGUUUUAUCGUCGAUUUGAUGAAUAUAAAAAUCUCCGCAUGUGGAAAAUGCAAUUACUGGACGACGAUCAUUUGCUUAUCAAAUAUGCGAAUGAGGAUGUUGUUACACUAAAAACGAUGGAACCAAACCACACCAAUUGUGUGUUCGUGUUUUAUAAUAUCUGGAAGAAUAAAGUCAUAGGAAUCUAUGGAGGUCAAUCGCCGGAGCUGCUUUAUCUGUAUGAGAACUUUUGCGACUACUUUCGCAACGCUAAUCUAGCAUAUCAGACGCAGUUCACGUGUUCCCCUAGUAAUAAUAUUUAUAGUAAUCUAAUUCAUCAGCGCUUCAAGCAAACAAUGAUCGGCGCUCGAGGUGGAGGUGUUCAGGAAGCUACCAAACGUAUUCUUGCACAGCUACCAAUCAGUGCCCAAAGCUACAGCAGUUCUCCAUAUCUUGAUCUCGGUCUUUUUAGUUACGACGACAAAUGGGUAUCGGCAAUGGAACGUCCGAAGGCGUGUGCCGAGUUUCCCAUCCGAUUCUUUGCCCGCGAUUCGAGCCUACUUAAGUUCAAAAUUUAUGCCGGAGCACAGCUUCUGCCGACAAGUUCAAACUCUCGACGGCUGGUGGCCUUCACUUUUCAUCCAACGGAACCGUUUGCAAUCAGCGUCCAACGAAUCAACGCCGAGUAUAUCGCAAACUUCCACAUUCGAAUCGCACAAGUGCGAAUACAGCGGUGAUUCACCAAAACGAGGCGUGAAUUACAUCUAGUUUAGUAAAGUUUUAUAAUAUCUGUUAAGAUACUUGAAUAAGACAUGACUGACAUUAGCCACCUGUUUAACUCUCUGCUUUCUGAUGCUACAUCCCACGAAGAGAUUGAUUCUUUUUCACAAUAUUGUUUCGUCUAUAGUUCUCCAACUCCGUGCCGCACCGAUUCUUGCCAAAUCCCGCUCCACCUGGCCCAACAACCUCGCUCUUUGAGCUCCUCUUCUUGUCCCCAUUGAAUUCGAUGCGAACACCAUCUUUGCGGGACUGCUAUCCGACUAUCUUGCAACAUUCCUUGGCGAUUUUUCUACAUACUCAGUUUCUCUGUACAUUGACACAAGUGAUUAUGAGUCCUCUUCGAACAACUUCGAACAUGCU